CCGUCCAUCUCCGAUCCAACGGCCCAUGUGCUCCUGCCCCAACGGUUGGUGCCACUGCCACUGAAGUCUUCAACCGCGGGCUCUCCUCCAUCUACCCCGACAAAAAAGAAAAUUCCCCAUUAACAAGCAUCCCGCCGCGCCAAGAUCCAAGAAGCAUCGCAGAAAGAAAGAAGCGGCGCCAUGAACCUUGGGCACGUCGAGGAGGAGGUCGGGAAGCUCCGGGAGGAGAUCCAGAGGCUCGGCCAGCAGCAGCCCGACGGCUCCUACAAGGUCAAGUUUGGUGUCAUCUUCAAUGACGACCGAUGCGCAAACAUAUUUGAAGCAUUAGUUGGCACCUUGCGGGCCGCCAAGAAGAGGAAAGUUGUCACCUACGACGGUGAAAUGCUUCUGCAGGGUGUUCAUGACAAUGUGGAGAUAACCCUCUUCCCUCCCCCCACGGUUGCUGCCACUUGAAGUUUGCAACACCGGCAAGUCUCCCACAUUAUUGUGUCAAUCUGCUUGUAAUUUGUUGUGCUUAAAUUCCCAUGAACCGUUUGGUGCUCAGAAGAGUACUAUUGUGAGAUGUGAACUCAUGAUCUAUGCAAUUGCUUUGCUCUAUUGCUUGCAUGGUUGUUGAAACUUGGUGCUGAUGUACUGUGUUGUGAAAGAUAGAGCGAUAAGCUCCAACUUUGAAGUAAAUGGCCACUGUGUUAUUGAGAGUGUA
This is a messenger RNA of Aegilops tauschii subsp. strangulata, 703 nucleotides long. RefSeq names its product costars family protein. The record is from RefSeq and is a predicted model, not a curated record. NCBI's taxonomy places the organism in Eukaryota, Viridiplantae, Streptophyta, Magnoliopsida, Poales, Poaceae. Gene Ontology annotation, biological process: regulation of actin filament-based process.